This is a messenger RNA of Corythoichthys intestinalis (scribbled pipefish), 2550 nucleotides long. It is a transcript of the gene reep2, whose product is annotated as receptor accessory protein 2. The transcript has 8 exons. The coding region runs from base 217 to 1059 and encodes 280 amino acids. Gene Ontology annotation, molecular function: taste receptor binding; microtubule binding. The record is from RefSeq and is a predicted model, not a curated record. NCBI's taxonomy places the organism in Eukaryota, Metazoa, Chordata, Actinopteri, Syngnathiformes, Syngnathidae. Gene Ontology annotation, cellular component: cytoplasmic microtubule; endoplasmic reticulum membrane.
GCAUUUACAACAAGCAGCCUCACGGGGCGACGCAAAGCAGCUUUUAUCUUAGCCAGAGACUGCAGCACAUCCUCGGCAACUGCUUCCCCGCACCUGACAGUUGGCCCACUCUCGACUAACCGCGUCCACUAGCAGUAUGGGGCGCCCCUAGCCCGCUAGCUAUUCAGCGGUUCAAUCUCGAGGAGGAGAAGGCAACCGAGCGGAGGUCCCAUCAAGAUGGUGUCGUGGAUGAUCUCGAGGAUGGUCGUCCUCGCCUUCGGCACGUUGUACCCAGCAUACGCGUCAUACAAGGCUGUCAAAACGAAAAAUGUAAAAGAAUAUGUUAAGUGGAUGAUGUACUGGAUAGUAUUCGCCUUAUUCUCCACAGCAGAGACAGCCACAGACUUGUUCCUAUCAUGGUUUCCUUUUUACUUCGAGUUGAAGAUCGCAUUUGUGAUCUGGCUUUUGUCCCCAUACACCAAGGGCUCCAGUGUUCUUUAUCGCAAGUUUGUCCACCCAACCUUGUCCAACAAGGAGAAGGAGAUAGACGAUUACAUUGCACAGGCCAAAGACAGAAGUUAUGAGACGAUGAUGAGGUUUGGCAAGAGGGGUCUCAACUUAGCUGCUAAUGCUGCAGUUACUGCAGCCACCAAGGGACAGGGUGUGCUGUCAGACAAGCUGCGGAGUUUUAGCAUGCAAGACCUAACACUCAUCAAUGCGGAGGAUGAGCUGUCUCUGCACUCUUCAGAUGGCCGUGCAAGGCGGGACUCUGUUGAUGACAUGAGCUCAGGAGCCAGCACGUUGCCACGGGCCAGGAGCACCGCUGCACGACAGACUCGCUCCAUGGCUGCUUCAUCCCUUGCAGAUGAGAUAUCAUCUCAACACAGCUCAGACCAAUCAGAUACAAGAACUGAACACUCUGAUGAAUGGAUGGAUUCGGGAGAAAAGGCCCUCAAGCGGACCACCACCACCGCUGCCAAGACAACUAAGAAACCGGCUGUAAAGACAGAGGCUCAAAGCAAGACGGUGAAGAAGGCACCAAAGAAAAAGACCACAUCCAGUGCAGAGACACCUCCAUGAGAGCCUUUAUCUACCAACAUACUUUCUCCACCCACAGCCUGAAAGCACCUCCUCAUUCAGCUGGUCUCCACAUGAAGACAUACACAACAUAAAGCACCAAAUGCUGUCUGUAUUUAAUUUGAGCUUUUGGUAGUUCCCACUUUUUUUUGUUUGUGGGUCUCUUAAUUUUUCUUACAGUGUAGAGUGAUUUUUCCAUGUUUCUUAUAAACUUUUAAUGCAAAGCUGUAUUUGUGUUCCUUUGUUUUGGACGACAUGAAAAAGUAACAAUUAUUCAAAGUGACAUGCAUUCAGAACGUGGCACAAAUUAAAAAGAUGAUUCCUAUUUUUUUUUUUUUUUAAAUUAUUAUUAUUUUAUUUUAAAUAUUAGACAUAAUUUGUAGCCUGCUCAGCCAUGGAAAUGUCAGCUGUGGUUCUUCAUCGGCAAGCUAAGGUUUACUCUGUUGCGCGCACAUCCUACCUUAACAAAGUUCAAUUUGUGUACUUAAUUGAGGUUGCGGUCUUUUGUUGAUUUUGAUUCCUAAUGUUGGAAUAAUUGUGAUCAUUUGUCUGCUAGACAUAUUUUCAUGUAAUACUUCAAACCUUUAUAUUGUACGUUCUCCUUGUGCUCGCUUGGGUUUUUCCAGGUACUAUAAAUUACUGGCGAUUUCAAAUUACCCAUAUGUGGCAAUGUGACCACGAAUGGGUGUUGUAUGCACGAGUGAUUGGCUGGGGACUAAUCCAGUGGGUGCCCCGCUUUUUGCCAGUUCACCUGGGAUAGACUCAAGUUCACACUUCACCGUAACAAGGAAAUGUGCUAUAGAAGGAGACAUCUUAACACUCUCAUUGCCCGUGUUGUUUUCUUUCUAGAAGCGGUGGUAUUUCUGGUUCACAGGUGUCUACAUGUGUCCCACCACUCCAUUGAGUUUAAUUUUACUAGGCCGCUCUUCAAUUUGAAUUUAAGCAUGAUGGUGAGAGUGUGAUACUAGUUGUAACCAGUAGGGGAAGACAGUGCGCCUCUACAACUGACUGAAAAUUGACAAAGACUGUAAAUAGUACAAUGCGAGCUUGCUUGCCUUAUCUUAUUCUCGAGUCUUUUAUCUGCUUAUUUAUCUAGCAUUUUCAUUUCAAUGUGUUAAUUAAGUUUGGUUUUAAGAUUGGAGGGGAGUUCAAUUUAGUUGUCAUGUAAAUUGUGACCUCUUUUGUUUUAAAAGAACGGCCAUCUCCACUAUUCUACAAAGACUAAUUUACACAUUUGGAGUUUUGCACUCAUCCACCCUCUACACCCAGCUUCACUAAAAGGUCUUGCCAGACCUAAUGCUGGAGAACUCCAACAAAACUUUCCCCCCUCUUAUUUAUUGUUUACAUUCAGUUUGAAGUAGCAUUGUACACUGGGAUUCUCGUGUAUAGUUGUGCAAAUUAUCAAACUCCAUGUGAAUCACAAAGGUGUGUGUAUGGAAUGGUAUCUCAUGGAUCAGUAAUAAAACUGCUAAUAAAGAAUAAAUGGACUUGUCA